This is a messenger RNA of Penaeus chinensis, 1780 nucleotides long. RefSeq names its product sodium-coupled monocarboxylate transporter 1-like. Gene Ontology annotation, biological process: sodium ion transport; transmembrane transport. Lineage: Eukaryota; Metazoa; Arthropoda; Malacostraca; Decapoda; Penaeidae. The record is from RefSeq and is a predicted model, not a curated record. Gene Ontology annotation, molecular function: symporter activity. Gene Ontology annotation, cellular component: membrane.
GAAACGCUACGGAAAUGUACCUGUACGGAACGCAACUCUGGCUUAAUCUCCUGGGCUGCAUCUACGGCGCCUUCUUCGUCAUCUCCACUCUGCUGCCUGUGCUUUACCCCCUCGGCCUCGCCACCAUGAAUGAGUACCUACAGUUACGCUUCGAUUCGCCAGUCCUGAGGAAACUGGGCUCGCUGUCACAGCUCGUUAACAGCGGGUUUUAUCUGGGCAUCUGUCUGUAUGCCCCGUCGCUCACACUCAGCUCGGUCACCAAGCUUCCUAUGUGGGCGGCCAUUGUGUCUCUGGGCAUCAUUUGUUCCGUGUAUAUUUCUCUGGGCGGCGUGAGGGCGGUGGUGUACACAGACGUCCUGCAAACGACGGUCAUGUUUGUGGGCGUCUUGGCCGUCGUCAUGCAAGUGUGUAUCGACCUCGGAGGCUUAGAUGAAGUGUGGAGCAGAGCCGUCGAGGGAAAUCGGAUCGACUUCUUCAACUUCGACCCGAACCCUCUGGUGCGCCACACGUUCUGGUCGGUGCAGGUCCUGGGCGUCUACUUCUUCGUCAGCACCAUCGGGAUCUCGCAGCCGCAGUACCAGAGGCUCGUGUCCGUCAGGAAUCUCAGAAUAUCGCAAAUGCUCUGCGUCGCCUUCGUCAUCGGCCUCAUCCUCCUGUGGUCUCUCUUCUACCUCUCGGGCCUCGUCGCCUACGCCGCCUACGAGGACUGCGACCCCCUAAGCAACGGCCAGAUCGAGAAGCCAGACCAGAUCCUCGCCUUCCUCGUGGCCGACAAGCUCCACCACCUCCCUGGGAUGACCGGGGUGUUCGUGGCAGCUGUGGCCGGCGCCGUGCUGAGUUCUCUCUCGUCGCAAGCGAACGCAAUGGUGGUGCUUCUGUGGGAGGAUUUCCUGAACGGCUGGUGGGUCUUCAAAGAUAUCUCGCACACGAAGGCUAAGACGAUCACGCGGGUCUUGUCCUCGUGCAUGGGUCUCCUGGGCAUCGCUCUGGCGUUUCUGGUCGCCAACCUUGGCACCUUAUUCCAGGUAGCCUACAGUAUCAGUGGCGCUCUCGUCAGCCCUCUGGACGGACUCUUCGUGACUGGAAUCUUGGCGCCUUGGGUCAACGCGAAGGCAAGUGUUGAGGAUUUGAUAAUGUCAUUUUUUGCAUUGAUCCUUAAGUGCUGAAAGGAAAGUGUUGCUCUUGGUUCGUUCUAAAAGAAGUGCUUAGGAUGUGAUAUUUUUAUACUGUCUUUUUUGGGUAAGUUUAUGUUAUAUGGAAAUGUUUUGGUUAAAGGCAAGUUUCAAGAGUAUGAUAACGUUAUUUUGAUAAUUAACCUAAGGUAAGUGUUUUUAUGCUGAUUAUGUAACCUUUAAUUGCAGAAUAGUGCCAUGUGUUUGUUCACUAUAAGGUAAGUUCUAAUAAUAUGAUAAUGUAUUAAUUUCCUCUACAAAGCAAUAAUUCCCAAACUUUAGUUAAUCACGUAUCCCUUGUAUUUUUUCGUCUGUGUUUGUAUUUUGAAAAGCAUGCAUUAAGGAGCAUUCUUAUGUUAAAAUGAAUAACGUUAUUUGAAUACGGGAAAUCAACCUUAUAAUGAAAUAAAUAAUGGCUUACCCAUAGAUGAAUGAAAAUAGAUUAGAUACCAGAAUUGAGUCGUGGACCACCAGGCCACGUGCUCCAGUUUGGGAAUUUCUGCUCUAAUCUAAAUGCAAAUUAUAGGGCAAUGUUAUUUUAAUGUAAACUUAUGAGCUAAAUUCUAUAUUCUUUCCAGGUUUACUCUAGAGUAAGCGUUAAUCAUAUG